CAAAUGUUGCUACAAUUCAACAGAUAACUAUGCGGAAGUUUGGCUUUAAGCUGCCCGAAAUCAUUUCCAUUAGCUCUUUAGAUAAAGCUGCAUUUGAUAUUCUUCCUUAACCCCUCGCAGUCUGCCCCUCAGCAGCAUUACUUGGCACAGGAGCCCCGCCUUUGAAAUGAAACCUAAGCAUUCUUAGACUGCUAGGCUGCCCUCCUCAGAACGCUCCACUCAGUCUUGUGGCUUCUCCGACAAACUGGAGCCUAGGAUGAUCAGAAAAUGAAACCAAGAUGGACCAGCGGAUUGAUGAGGACCGGGGGCACCUGGAAAGGAGAGCCGCUCCCACCUGCUGUACUGUCUGCGGUUCCUACUUCUUGCUGUUCAAGCGCCCCAGUGAAAACCUGAGAGAGAUAAGAGAGCAGACGGACUGCCAGCCUACCCCCCACCCUUGCCUACAAACACAUCAACUUUCCACUUGCCGUGACCUGCUCUCCAGGGUGACUUGUCAGCUGUUCGGGUUUUGUCUCUAAAAGAAAACAAAUCGUGGAAUGUAUUGCUCUACAUGCUAAUAAAAUGGCUGAGGCAGCUCAGGGGUUAUGAGGUUGGCGAAUUAGGAGCAUAAUGAUCGUUUCUGACCUCCUGGCACACAGCGGUAUUUAUCAGGAGGUGCAUGUGACUGGUUAAGACACAGAGCCCCAGCUUGAAGGAAACAGCUGCUUGCCCAGUGCUCUGGCUCUUGGCAGCUGAACAGAAAGGGUGCUGAUGUGAGGAAUACCAACCAACCACCCCAGUUCUCCAAAGUACUUACUCUUGGAGUUGGGUAAACCAGUUCAGCAGACUACGUCCCCAGUGCAUUUUCUAAUGAUGAUAACUGCCCUUAGAACUCUUUCAGACCUGGAUAUCUGUCUGUAUGAGACCGAUAGAGUCUUGAAACUUUAGGACCACCCCUAAGCACAAACACCACCAGCUUGCAUGAUUAUGGAGAUGGUCUGCAUGAUGUCGAAAAGGCCCCUAGUUUUUUGACAACGGUUGAAAAACCAUGGGGUCAAGUGGACUUGGGAAAGCGGCAACGUUAGAUGAGCUGCUGAGCACUUGCAUUGAAAUGUUUGAUGACAAUGGAGAGCUGAAUAAUAGUUAUUUGCCAAGAAUAGUUCUACUGAUGCACCGAUGGUAUUUAUCUUCCACUGAAUUGGCAGGAAAACUUCUCUGCAUGUACCGAAAUGCCAGUGGGGAAAGCUGUGAUGAAUUUCGAUUAAAGAUCUGCUACUUCAUGAGGUACUGGAUUCUGAAGUUUCCUGCAGAGUUUAAUUUGGACCUUGGUUUGAUCCAUAUGACUGAGGAAUUCCGGGAAGUAGCUAGUCAACUGGGAUACGAGAAACACGUCAGCCUCAUUGACAUAUCCAGCAUCCCUUCCUAUGACUGGAUGAGAAGAGUCACACAGAGGAAAAAAGUAUCCAAGAAGGGAAAAGCCUGUCUGCUGUUUGACCAUCUGGAGCCCAUUGAAUUGGCCGAGCACCUCACUUUUCUGGAGCAUAAAUCAUUCAGAAGGAUCUCAUUCACUGAUUACCAAAGCUAUGUCAUCCAUGGCUGCCUGGAGAAUAACCCAACCUUGGAGAGAUCUAUUGCUUUAUUUAAUGGAAUCUCUAAGUGGGUCCAGUUGAUGGUUCUUAGCAAACCAACCCCUCAGCAAAGGGCAGAAGUCAUCACAAAGUUUAUCAAUGUUGCCAAGAAGCUCCUUCAGCUCAAAAAUUUUAACACCCUGAUGGCUGUGGUGGGAGGCCUUAGUCAUAGUUCCAUUUCCCGGCUCAAAGAGACCCAUUCUCAUCUUUCUUCAGAAGUUACCAAGAACUGGAAUGAAAUGACGGAGCUGGUCUCCUCCAACGGCAAUUACUGUAAUUACCGCAAGGCCUUUGCCGACUGUGAUGGCUUCAAAAUCCCAAUCCUUGGCGUCCACUUGAAAGACUUGAUAGCUGUCCAUGUCAUUUUCCCAGACUGGACGGAAGAGAACAAAGUGAACAUUGUGAAAAUGCAUCAGCUCUCCGUUACCCUGAGUGAACUGGUCUCCCUGCAGAAUGCCUCUCCCCACUUAGAACCCAACCUGGAUUUGAUCAACUUGCUCACGCUUUCUCUGGACCUCUAUCACACAGAAGAUGAUAUUUACAAACUAUCACUGGUGCUGGAGCCUAGAAAUUCUAAAUCGCAGCCUACCUCCCCUACGACACCCACUAAGCCCAUGGUGCCUCUGGAGUGGGCCUCAGGAGUGCUGCCGAAGCCAGACCCAACGGUCAUCAACAAGCACAUAAGGAAGUUAGUUGAGUCUGUGUUUAGAAACUAUGACCAUGACCAUGAUGGGUACAUCUCCCAAGAGGACUUUGAAAGUAUAGCUGCCAAUUUUCCCUUCUUGGAUUCCUUUUGUGUGCUGGACAAAGAUCAGGAUGGCCUCAUUAGUAAAGACGAAAUGAUGGCUUACUUCCUGAGAGCUAAGUCCCAACUACACUGUAAAAUGGGACCUGGAUUUGUCCAUAAUUUUCAGGAGAUGACCUAUCUCAAGCCAACCUUCUGUGAACACUGUGCAGGAUUUCUCUGGGGCAUAAUCAAGCAAGGCUACAAAUGCAAAGACUGUGGAGCCAAUUGUCACAAGCAGUGCAAAGACCUCCUGGUUUUGGCCUGCAGGAGAUUUGCCCGGGCGACCUCCGUGGGCAGCAGUCAUGGGUCACUGCCUGGAAGUCCCUCAUUGCCCCCAGUGCAGGAUGAGGUGUUUGAGUUCCCUGGCGUUGCUGCUGGACACCGAGACCUGGACAGCAGAGCCAUCACACUGGUCACAGGCUCCUCUCGCAAGAUCUCCGUGCGGUUGCAGCGGGCCACCACCAGCCAGGCCACCCAGACCGAACCUGUGUGGUCAGAAGCUGGCUGGGGAGACUCAGGGUCCCACACCUUCCCCAAAAUGAAAUCCAAGUUCCAUGACAAAGCAACAAAGGACAAAGGCUUUGCCAAGUGGGAAAAUGAGAAGCCCAGGGUGCAGGCUGGUGUGGAUGUUGUUGACCGAGGCACUGCAUUUGAACUGGACCAGGAGGAAGCAGACAUGGGUGAGACUAGACAGGACGGUGAGGACGGCUGACUUCAGGCUGAGGACCUUGAAGGCGAUCGUGUUGGCAUUUGGAAAGAGCAAGAUGAGAAACUCUGAAGAACCCUCCAGCUCUCAGGAAGUUAUCUGAAAAGAUAGCUGGACAUUUUACUGCCUUGUGACACUGUGGGAUCUCUCUGAUUAAACUGUGGGACAGAGGAUUUACCCUAUGAACUAUUUAUUUCCUCCUCCCCUGCCCCUAGUUAGGUGCCCCAAAGAGUGUGUUAUGUAGUUGGUAGUUUUCUCUAUCUUUCUCUAGAGCCACUUAUAUACGGGUGAAAUGAAAUCUUCUGUACAUGUACCUGAUAUUCAUUUUCUAAACUCAUACUUUGCUUUUUCCGUGAGAAUGUUAUUUUAGUAUUUUUAUAAACGUUUGAGGGGGGUGUUUAAUGAGGAGUCAAAUGAAGGGUCUUUUUGUGUGGUUUUAGGACUGGACCAGGACUUAACAUUUUCUUGAGGGAUAAGAAGGCUCUUCGGGUCAUGGAAUGUAAUGGUUCUUCUAAUGAUGGUCUGUUUCAAGGAGAAGCUCUUUGCAUUGUUCUAACUGUAACAUUGCUAUUAUGAUGUGUAACGAGUCACACUUUUAUAGUCAUAUGUCUUACCAAUUCUGUAUCACAGGGAAGCUAUGACAUAGCCAAUAAAACUCUCCUAAUAUUCCUAAUUGCCAUAGCGGAAGAUUAACUCAA
Phacochoerus africanus (Common warthog) is the source of this 3798-nucleotide messenger RNA. RefSeq names its product RAS guanyl releasing protein 3 (gene RASGRP3). Gene Ontology annotation, molecular function: calcium ion binding; guanyl-nucleotide exchange factor activity. NCBI's taxonomy places the organism in Eukaryota, Metazoa, Chordata, Mammalia, Artiodactyla, Suidae. The record is from RefSeq and is a predicted model, not a curated record. Gene Ontology annotation, biological process: Ras protein signal transduction; positive regulation of GTPase activity. The coding region runs from base 1028 to 3106 and encodes 692 amino acids. Gene Ontology annotation, cellular component: plasma membrane. The transcript has 18 exons.